Molecule: messenger RNA, 2947 nt
Organism: Aquila chrysaetos chrysaetos
Lineage: Eukaryota; Metazoa; Chordata; Aves; Accipitriformes; Accipitridae
Gene: CLN6
Product: CLN6 transmembrane ER protein
Exons: 9
Coding region: 1-2007 (668 amino acids)
Source: RefSeq, a predicted model, not a curated record
AUGCGGCCCCCUCGGGGCCAGCCGCCCCCCGGGCCCGGCCAGCCCCUGCGGGCCGGCGGCGAGGCGGGGCAGCCCCAGCGCCCACCGCCGCCUCACCCGUCCCGCGAGUCCCCGCCGCCCGCCCCGGGCCCGCGGCCCAUCCCCGCCGCCGCCGCUCAGCUGUCCCGACCGGGGACGCGAACCCGCGGCCCGGCCGCCGGCCCCGCCCUACGGGGGGAGGCGGGACCCGUUAGAGCGGCAAGGCACGGACCGGGACCGGGACCGGGACCGGGACCGGCGCCGCUCCGCCGGCCGCAGAGGGCCGCGCCGCGCGCGCGCGGGGCACCGCUACGGGUCGCCGGAAGGGCCCUGCCGGGCGCGCGGCGGGCACGGGCGUCCGUCGCCGCUCCGCCCCCGCCGACUCCGGAAGGGAAACCGGAAGCGCCGCGCCCUUUCCCGUUUCCCCCUCCAACCCCCCCGGCAACCGGCGGCAGCGCACGGACGUUCCGGCCCGCGGGCGGCUCACGACCCCGGGGUGGCGGGGACGAGGCAGCCUCCCCUCUCCCGGGCACCCCGGUGCUGCCCGCCCGCCCGCCCCCGGGGCCUCAUGGCCCGCCGUCCGGCCGGAGGCUGCACGGCCUCCCCUGGCCUGCCCUCCUCGGCUGGCCCGGCACUGGCCCGGGCCCUCCCGGCUUGGAAGGGACCGGCAGCUUUCACCGCCUCAGCCAUGACCCCACCCCGACAAGCCUGUUGUGCCCAGUCUCAGCACACGCAGGAGCUUCGUCCUUGGUUUCAGGGACGCCAUUACCAGCCUCGCUGCAUGCGUAUCAGCUUAACCGAGAGCUAAAUGGAACCCACCUGCUUGGCCGCCUCUCCUUUCCUCUGUACAGAUCAUCUCCCAGAGACCUUCGGGAGGUGCCCCACGCUGUGACCAGUUACCUGAGACCAAUAAAGGCCGUGUUUCGUGCAGGCCGGGCCGUGCAUUAUGUAUGGGAGCAGCAGCCCGGCUGCACGGCCAGCAUUGCCAAAAGGAGCCCUGGAGAGGCGAGAGGGAAGCGAGUCAGACCGCGGUCAGCUCUGCAGUGUUCAGUCAAGGAGGAUCAGCUUUUAACAGCCACGUACGCAUGUAAGGUACAGCGUGACAAGCAGGGUUCAUGGCAUGGAGCGGUCAAGAACGAGGACACCUUCAAGACCUCCCCGUUUCAUUUUGAUCUGUGGUUCUACUUCACUCUGCAGAACUGGGUGCUGGACUUUGGGCGUCCCAUUGCGAUGAUAAUCCUACCUUUGGAGUGGUUUCCUCUAAAUAAACCAAGUGCUGGAGAUUAUUUCCACAUGGCUUACAAUGUUAUCACGCCAUUUCUUCUGCUAAAGCUCAUCGAGAGAUCCCCCAAAACCUUACCGAGAUCAAUGGUCUAUGUCAGCAUCAUCAUGUUUGUCAUGGGAGCCAGCAUCCACCUAGUCGGAGACUCUGUAAACCAUCGCCUGAUUUUCAGUGGCUACCAGCACCAUCUGUCUGUAAGAGAGAAUCCCAUCAUCAAGAACCUGAAGCCAGAGACACUGAUUGAUUCCUUUGAGCUGCUGUACUACUACGAUGAAUAUUUAGGUCAUUCGAUGUGGUAUAUCCCUUUUUUCCUGAUACUGUUUAUAUAUUUCACCGGCUGCUUCACCCCUGUUGAAGAGGAGAGCAGGAUGCCAGUGGCUGCCUUGCUUCUGAUGGGGCCCAGCAGCCUUUAUUACUGGUAUCUCGUGACAGAGGGUCAGAUUUUCAUCCUCUACAUUUUCACUUUCUUUGCCAUGAUGGCUUUAGUGAUGCACCAGAAACGCAAAGGACUUGUCCUGGACAGCAAUGGGCUUUUUCUGUUCUACUCCUUCAUCAUAACACUGGUCCUCAUUGCUGUUUGGGUGGUUUGGCUGUGGAAUGACAAAAUUCUCAGGAAGAAGUACCCUGGCGUGAUCUAUAUCCCCGAGCCAUGGGCAUUUUAUACCCUGCACAUGAACAACCUCCAUGCAGCAAAGGAAAGUUUAUAAGUUUUGAUAUUUUAGAGUGAUUUGAAGGAAAAAAAAAAAAAAAUCUAGUUUUUCUAAUGUAGAUGUAUUUCAAAUAAAUUCCUGACCAACAGUAGCUGCAAGAUGUAUGGUAUGUUAGCUAGAGCUAGCUAGGGAGGGGGUGUUUGAACAAAAGGGGAAAAUAGUCUUUCUGACUUAACGCUUUAAAGCCAGGGUCGUGGCAGGGGCGUCUCCCCUGGCUUUGCACCAGCCAGCCCUCACAAUUGCACAGUGCAGUUCCACGCUGGACUUUUUCGAGUGCUUAGGGGACAGCACCAAAUCCCUCCCGUAUCGGAGUAGGGCCGCAGCAUCCCAGCCGCAUGGUGGUCCACGCCACUGGCGAACCCCCAUCCCACCAUCGCCACCCAAGAGAGCAUCCCGGCCUUUAACAGGAGCGGUUUGCUGGGAAGUCGGAGCACUCUCGCCCACCCCAUGUCUUGGCGCGGAGAGGUGUAUCCGCUCCUCCCAGCCAAGUAAACAUGCCGGGAAGGGGCUGAGCCGCCCUACCUUGGAUCUGAAUGGCAGCUCUGCUUGGCCAUGCCUCCCCAGGAAGCCCUCCCAGGGUCCUGGCUGUCAGUGCCUGCGCUGCUGAGCACAGGCAUUGUGCAGAAAAGGCCGGACUGGUGGCAGAGGCAGAAGGGCCAAUUCCCCAUGAACGCAGCCCGAAAAGAGCAUCGAGCAGGGAGGUGAUCUCCAGCAUCGGCCCCGUUCCCAUGGGGUCUGUGCUGCCAGCGCCUUCUGCUUCCGCUCACCACUUCUCCAGCCUCAGGUGAUGGAGCUGAGCUCCUAAAACGCCAGCUGCAUCCCUGUGAUGGUUUAUGUCUAUAAAACUUGUAUUAGAGCCCUGUGUGACAGAAUCCAAGUGGUAGAAGAAAAAAAGCUAUUAGCGAAACAUACUGAAUAAAAAUAUUUGGUAAAAGUU